Micromonas commoda is the source of this 1281-nucleotide messenger RNA. Its product is annotated as major facilitator superfamily. Lineage: Eukaryota; Viridiplantae; Chlorophyta; Mamiellophyceae; Mamiellales; Mamiellaceae. Gene Ontology annotation, cellular component: membrane. The record is from RefSeq and is a predicted model, not a curated record. The annotation marks the transcript as partial. Gene Ontology annotation, molecular function: transmembrane transporter activity. Gene Ontology annotation, biological process: transmembrane transport. The transcript has a single exon.
CACGACUGGCGCGCGUUCGCCAUGCUCUGCGCCGGGGUGUUCGUCAUCAUGAUGGACCAGAACCUCAUGGCGCCCAACCUCUCGGCAAUCGCCCACGAUUUUGGAUUCGAUGACACGGAGAGGGACGUGCGCCUCGGCGGGCACAUUUCCGUGGCGUUCUUCCUCCUCGGGUUACCCGCGGCGCUCGUCAUCGGCGUACUCACCGACGUCAUCCAGCGCAAGCGCAUCCUGGUGUGGACCAUGAUCUUAGGGCAAGGGCCCUGCGUCCUCGCGCUGUUCGUGUCGAGCUACUGGGAGCUCUUCGCCAUCCGCACCCUCACCGGCGUCGCCGUGGGCGGGGCGCUGCCCAUCGUGUACAGCAUGGUCGGCGACCUGUUCCCCGCGAACUCGCGGUCGUACGCGUCCAUGAUCGUCGGCAUGGCGAUGAACUUCGGCGGGAUGUUCGGGCAGGGCGUCGCGGGGUACCUGGGGCCGAGCUUCGGGUGGCGCGUCCCAUUCGCGGUGGUUGGGACGUUCGGCCUGAUCGUCGCCGCCGUCGUCCAAAACUUCGCGGUCGAGCCGCGCAGGGGCGUCGCGGACGGCGGCGACGGCGGGCUCGGCGCGUCCGCGGCGGCCGCCGCCGCGGCGGCGUCGGCGAAGACCGCGUCGCUGGCCUCGCACCGAUGGGCGCCGCUGCUCCGCGAGUGGCUGAAAAAAUCAGCCGCCGUGUUUCGCCGACCGACCAACGUCCUCGGCUUUCUGCAGGGCAUACCCGGGUGCGUGCCGUGGAGCAUCAUCGGCGUGUUCAUGAACGAUUACCUCGCCGUGGACAAGGGCCUCGGCGUGGAGCACGCGACGACGAUAAUGAUGUUCUUCGGAUUUGGCGGCAUGUUCGGCACGAUCACCGGAGGCGUCUUGGGCCAGAAGCUCUACAACGCGAAGCCGUGGUACAUGACGGCGUACAUGGGAGCCGCCGCGAUCGCCGGGAUAUUCCCGUGGCUCUACAUUGUCGAGGCGGACGACUACGGCACCUCCGCGGAGGCUAUGGGUGAGAAGAUCGCCGUCAUGUUCUUCGCCGGUUGGCUCGCGACGAUGACCGGGGUCAACGUUCGGACCGUCAUCGUCAACGUCAACGCGCCUUACGAACGAGGCACGGCGUUCGCGUGGUUCAACCUGACGGACGACCUAGGGAAAGGGUUCGGGCCCGUCAUGUCGUCGGCGCUCGUGGCGCACGUGGGGCGGACGUUGGCGUUUAAGCUCGGGUUUGGGUUUUGGGCUCCGUGCGGGGCGCUGUGUCUGCUG